Messenger RNA from Culex pipiens pallens (northern house mosquito), 2009 nucleotides. Its product is annotated as farnesyl pyrophosphate synthase-like. Lineage: Eukaryota; Metazoa; Arthropoda; Insecta; Diptera; Culicidae. The record is from RefSeq and is a predicted model, not a curated record. Gene Ontology annotation, biological process: trans, trans-farnesyl diphosphate biosynthetic process. Gene Ontology annotation, molecular function: dimethylallyltranstransferase activity; (2E,6E)-farnesyl diphosphate synthase activity. Bases 298 to 1686 code for a protein of 462 amino acids. The transcript is spliced from 5 exons. Gene Ontology annotation, cellular component: cytoplasm.
GGUUCAGUUGUUUUCAACUCGUCCCAACGACCAGUCGCAGUAGCCCAACUAACUAAGGUGUGUGUUUUUAUCUGCCAAAAACCAUCGGAAGAAGAAGUCCACUUUCGCAGCAAUCAAAGUAACCAGUGUUGAGAAGAGGAGAAGCGCAGUGAUAAACCUGUCUACAUUCUGUCUCAUUCAGAGCCUGCUUUGAGGGACGAGAGGUAGAUGUUUGAAAAAUUCAGCUGUUUUGUCCCAAAUCAGUCGCGAGUUUGCCAUUCGAAACCCGUUUGAAAAGACCUUACCGAUAGAGUAUGAAUGCAAAAGUUUGCUGAAACUCUUUCAAUUACCAAGUGCGUGUUGAUUAAAGUUUUGCGAGAAAGUUGCAUUGAUUACGUAAAGCGAGACAACAGAAGUAACAAAAUGCUGUCGACGAUGAUCCGAGCGGGCGGUUCCGUAGGGCGUCAGCUGAUCCGGUCCGCUGAGGUGGCACCCGCUGGCGUGCGGACCAUUUCCAAGAGCAGCGAGGUCAACUCCGACUACAUGACCAUGCGGGACAACAACCCGACCCCGAAAGUGAGCCGAGACUACCAAAGCAAAAUGCAGAUAAGACUGAAGAAAGUUUCGAGAACGCUCUCGACGCUCAACUGCUCGGUGCCGGAAGCGGCCACCCACACCGCGGUCUCCAAGAGCGAAAGCCGCGAAUUUAUGGCCGUCUUCCCCGAUCUGGUGCGCGAUCUGACCGACUACAUCAAGAAGUACGACGAAAAGGUGGCCGCCAAGUGGUUCGCCCGUGCCCUCCAGUACAACGUGCCCCAGGGCAAGAAGAACCGCGGGUUGGCCGCCGUGCUGGCCUACCGGAUGCUGGCCAAGAGCCACGAGCUGACGCCGGAGAACAUCCGGCGGGCGCACUAUCUCGGCUGGUGCAUCGAAAUGUUCCAAUCGGUGUUCCUCAUCUGCGACGACGUGAUGGAUGGCAGCCAGACGCGCCGUGGCCAACCAUGCUGGUACAAGGUGGACGAUGUUAAGCUGACCGCGGUCAACGAUGCCCUCAUGCUCGAUGCGGCCAUCUUUCACGUGCUGAAGAAGCAGUUUGGCGACGAGCCGUACUACAACAAGCUGGUCGAGAUGUUCAACGAGAUCAAGUUCAUCACCACGGUGGGCCAAUCGCUGGAUCUGCAGUCGGCCAAGCUGGACGUUACCCAGUACACGAUGGAUCUGUACAAAUCGAUCGUUUCCCACAAGACUGCCUACUACACGUUCUACCUGCCGGUGGCGCUGGCCAUGCACAUGACUGGUUUCAACGACCCGGAAGUGUUCCGCCAAACCAAGACCAUUCUGCUGGAGAUUGGUCGUUUCUUCCAAGCCCAGGAUGACUUCCUGGACUGCUUCGGCGAUCCGGCCGUGACCGGCAAGAUUGGCACGGACAUCGAGGAGGGCAAGUGCACCUGGCUGGCGGUCGUUUGCAUGCAGCGUGCCUCCGACGAGCAGAAGGAUAUUAUGAAGGAGUUCUACGGAUCGAGUGAUCCCGAAAAGGUGGCCCGCGUCAAGAAGCUGUACGAGGAGCUCGGACUUCCAACGACGUACGCAAUCUACGAGGAAGAAUCGUACAACAUUAUCAAGACUCACAUUCAGCAAAUAUCUCGGGGACUCCCGCACGAGCUUUUCUUCAAAAUCAUGGAGAAAAUCUACCGACGGGAUUGUUAGAUAUAUAUCAAGCCGAAAUCCGUGUGGAAAUCGGAACACCGAACUGUUGCAACACAAAUACAAUAAUAUUAGCAAUAAGAACCCCUCCUACCUGUACUAAUCGAAAAUAUUACCCAAUCUUUUUGUAGGACUGGUUAAUCUUUCCAAUAUUAUGUAGUGAUAGUAAGCUAGAUGAGUGGAGUGAGCUUGGAUGAGGUUUUUAGAAAAUCUCUGUUAUGGCUUGCAAUAUACUUAAUUGUUCACGUGGAUUAGUUUUCAUUUGUCAUCGUCAGAUCAAACAUAUGUGAUAUGUUUUCAUUUUUCUUGAUCGGUAGGCACAAUAA